GGAGGGGAAGCCGGUGACGCGGGGCUGCAUGGCCCUGGCGCUGCGGCCGCAGCACGCCGCCGUCGGCGUCGUGGGUGCCGUGCUGCUGCGCCACGCGGACCUGCUGUACCAGGCCUUCCUGCACCAGGCUGGCUGGGGCGCCGACAGCGGCGUGAAGGCGGCGGUGAGUGCCCCCCGCAAGGCCGCGGAGGCGGCCACCAUCGCCGCGGCGGCGGCUGCCAAGGCGGGCGCGGCCCGCGAGGAGCAGUGCCAGCGGCCGCCCGAGUGGUUGAGCCUGCCGGAGCCUCAGCCCUGCCCCGAGCCGCCGGCCUGCGAGUGCCGGUGCGAAGGAGUCGUGGAGAAGGUGGUCGACGAGCACGCGUGGUCGGAGCUGCCCGCGUGGCAGGUGCCCGGGUCGGCCGUGGGCCACAUCCUGGUGGUGAGCGCUGGCAGCGGCCGCGCCGUCGGGGAGGAGGCGUUCUGGAGUGAGCUCCUCCCUGGCGGCUAUGUGGCCGUCUUCUACAGCGAUGACAACGUGUGGCACGAGAGACUGCUGCUAGGCCAAGUGGAUGCGCAGCACUGGGUGAUGGAGACCCCCGACCACGACAUGUACGUCGAGAACAUUCUCUGCUCCAGCCCUGAGGACGGCCCGUGCCGCGCCGUGGUGCUGGAGGACAGUGGCGCGCUGCCCGUCUUCUUGCGGGGCCGCACCUACCGCUUCAAGGACUACCUUGGGGAGGAGGACCUGUUGGCUCGUCUGCGCGAGGCAGGGCAGCUGGCAGUCGAGAUGGGUUACGACAGGCCCGCGCACUCGCUGUACCUGGACUCUCUGGGUGAGCGUAAGCCGAUGCCCGUGGCUGAGGAUGCCGAAGUCUUGAGGAGCUCGACUCGCUGGGUGUCCAUGGAGACGCUCGGCGCCAUCAAGCGCGGGGGCGAGAUCGAGCUGGCGGACAGCGACAAGGUGAUAGGCGAGCGGGCGCUCCACAGGCUCCCCGACGGCCAGGUCAUCACCGCGUGUCCCGCCUCCAGCCUCGCCGCCAUCCAGGAGGUGCGCGGCGCAGGAGAUGGGGCCGACGCCCGCGUGCUCUCGCCGGUCGUCUACGACCCAGGAGGACGCCGCUGGUCGGCGCUGUGGCUAUUCCAGUAUGCACGGGACCACGGCGGGACCUUCGAUGCGCGGCAGACGAAGUGGGCCAUGGAGCAGCGCAUCGCGCCUGACUCCACGGCGUUCCUGAUGCGCGACCUGGUUGGGCUGGCGCUGGACUUGUCGGUGUGCUACGACCAGUGCGACGGCGGCAACCUCGCCAGCGUGGAGGUGCUGGCGCGGCUGUGCCAGCUGGUGGGGGAGACCAGCGGGACACUGCAGCUAGAAGGGAUCGAUCACUACCUGGGCCGUGACAGGACGGGAGGGCUGCGUCGCGGUGUGGCGCUCAACCCAUCGCUGGCACAGUACGCGACGGAGAAGAAGAGCAAGGAGACGGAGGUGAUGAAGCAGCGGGGGAAGGCUCGCGAGGAGGAGGAGGCCGCCAAGAAGAACAAGGGAGGCAAGUCAAGCGCUGGCAAGGUUCAGGAGGCCACGCGCGACUCCAUUCGCGCGAUCAACCUCCUGGCGGGUUUUGAGACGCCCGAGGUGGAGUCCGUCACCGACUUGAGUGGCCCCUCCGCCUUGAUCUACAGCGACGCGCGGGCGCUGCGCUCGGCCCAUGACCCCGUGCCGGGGAAUUCGUUUACUCCGAGGGAAGCCUUUGAUGAGCUUCUCGGGAGCACGCCCUCGACCUACACGGAUGGUGACGAGACUUCCCCCGUUCGGCCCUACUCGCGCGACCUGGUCAGCUGGCCGGCCAAAGGCAACGCGCCCGUGCCCCUGGCCACCAACGCGCCGCUGGACUUGCUCCAGUACUUGACAGAGGGCCAGCGUGACGUGCGGCUGCGGCAGCCGCGCGAGGUGCAGCAGGCGCGGCAGGACGAGGGUCUGCCGACACUGUAUGGCGAUGCCAAUUUGAAGGAGGACCGCAGCGCCUACAUCGGAUUGAUCCAGGACGGCCUCGCCCGCGGGAUCUUCCGCAUGGCGCGUCGUCGGAAGGAGGCCAUCAAGAUAUUUUUCGUCAAGAAGAAGGACGGCAAGAUUCGCAUCGUGGUGGGCUGCCGUCGCAGCAACCAGCAUUUCGUGGACGCGCCCAAGGUGCACCUCUUCUCCGGCAGCAGUUUCGCCGAGGUGGAGGUCCCAGAGGGUCGUCAACUUUUCUAUGCAGGGGGCGACGUUCAGAACGCGUUCUACCAGCACCGCACGCCGGCCUGGCUGCAGCCCUGCUUCGGGAGGGACGCUGUGAAGGUGAGCGAGGUCGGCAUCGCACAGCUGGAUGGGCAGUACCUGGCCGGGGACACCAUGCUCUAUCCUCUGAUGAAUGUGGUUCCCGUGGGCUGGAAGUGGGCACUGUACAUCGUUCAGCGCAUUCAUGAACACGUGCUCGACGGAGUGCCCGAGUUGGGGCCGCGACGUCGGGCGAUUUACUUUCGACCACCGCCCCUACCAGAGGAGGGCGCGCUGCGCGCGGUCUACGUGGAAAACGUGCUGAUCGAGGGCCACGACAGGGACGAGGUGACGCGGCUGCGCCGAGUGGCGCGUGAGGCGCUGCAGGCGGCGGGCUACGCCACCCAUGACGAGUCGGACGCAGCCGAGAGCUUGGAGAUGCUGGGCGUCGUGCAGCAGGGGCAGCCUUGCCGCGUGGCCAUUGCAGACAAGCGGUACUGGAGGCUCUGGGAGGCGCUGGAGUGGUGGCACGAGAGGUGGCGGUUCAAGAACGAAGAGGGCCCAGCAGGGUUCAACCCGCGCGCCAACGCGUUGAAGGACUUCUCGGCGCUGGGGGUUGGAGUCUGGGAAGAUAAGGAGGUCGAUUUCAGCAACGUCUACGUUAAUAGGGAGUUCCCCGAGGUGGCCGCGAACGUGGUAGAGUCUACGUCGCGGCCGAGCGAGGCGCAGGAGGGCAAGCGGCAGAAGACCGGCCUGAACGUGUCGAGCUCGGUCGGGGCCAACCCCCGAGCUCCGGGUCACCCGAUCCUGGGCCUGCUGGAGCUCAAGGAGGCCGAGCGCGAGAAGGAGCUGAGGUUGCAGCAGAGGCGAGCCGCGAGGCGACUGGCCACCCACGGGGAGCUGCGGGACACGACAGAAGGCCCCAGUAUCACCGAGGAGGCCUCGCUGACGCUGAAGACCCGAGGUCAGUACAAGCGACUGCUCUCGGAUUUCCAGACGAAGCAGAAUGUCGUGGACCUCAGCCUGCACCCGGCGGAGCUGCACCCCCUCGUGGUCUGCUACUUCGAUCGGCUUUCUCUCGAGGGCAAGGCGCCGUCGACAGGGGGGAAGCUCAUUGCAGCGAUGCAGUAUGUGGUGGCGGUGUACAAUGCCAAGGGUAUGAUGACCCUGCCCAGGGCGACGCGGUCGCUGCGGGGCUGGCGCCGCCUGGUGCCCAGGCGGACCCGCCGACCCCUGCCGUGGGAGGUGGUGGCCGCGAUCGCGGUGACCCUGCUGCGCAUGGAGGGACUGGGCAUGGCGCUGGCCUGGCUGCUGAUGGUGGACACCUACAUGCGGCCGGGAGAGUGCCUGGAUCUCAAGACCUCGCAGGUGCUCGGGGCAACGUCGCAGCGGCACAUAGCGUCGGCGGCCAUCCUGCUGCACCCCGCCGAGCACGGCCAGUCCAGCAAGGUGGGGGCGGUGGACGAGAGCCUUAUCGUGAGUCGCCCCUGGCUGUCGGACAUACUGAUGAUGUACGUGGACACUCGCCCCAGCGGAAGCCCCCUGUGGAACUUCAGCCUGAAGCAGAUGAAUGCGAGCUUCAUCACCGUGUGUGGCGAUGUAGGCAUGAGCUACCUGAAGCCCGUCCUGUACAUGGGGCGGCACUCGGGUGCCAGUCUGGAUCGACUCCACAACCGCCUCGACCUCGCCGAAGUACAACGUCUGGGAAGAUGGAGGAGCAUGGCGUCGGUCAGGAGGCACGAGAAAAGGGCCUUGGCGCAGGACGUCUACAACAAGCUAGACUAG
Prorocentrum cordatum is the source of this 4015-nucleotide messenger RNA. The record is from the annotation of a GenBank genome assembly. Lineage: Eukaryota; Dinophyceae; Prorocentrales; Prorocentraceae.